Molecule: messenger RNA, 8221 nt
Organism: Porites lobata
Lineage: Eukaryota; Metazoa; Cnidaria; Anthozoa; Scleractinia; Poritidae
Source: the annotation of a GenBank genome assembly
AACUGUUUUUAAGGCUUUAUUCUGCGCUAAAAUAAUUUAUAAACAGACGCAUCACAAUUUGAAAUGUCUUUGGAUCACAAUCCGCAAUGCUCAGCGUGCAAAAUAGCAAACUCUUUGAUGUGGAGGAAAGGUUCUAAUGGGGAAGUUCUGUGUAACAGCUGCCACCUGAAGCGAGUUAAUUCGAGUGUACGUGCGCAAAGACAAAGCUCUAAGGAAAGCAAGAAGCUCAUUGCAAGAAUUAAGGCAGGAACAAGGAAAGGCUACAAUGGAAAAACAGGUGAAAGGUCCAGAGGUCGUCGAACAUUGCAAAAGAUAAAAAGAAAGGUAAGCUGAAGGCAGCUGCGUUCGUUGCUAUAUGCCAGACAGUCGGAAAGGGUCUCAAAAAAGGUAAAUACCUGGCAGUCAGAAAAUUUAGUUAACUGAGGAUAGAAUACUUUCAAGACGUUAGGGAAAGUGAUUUCGUAGAAAUUCUACAAAAUUUUCUGACUGGUGGGUAUUUACAAUGUAGUUUUUUGAAACCCUUCCCAAAUGUCAGGCAUAUAGCCACAGCUUUAUUUAAAACGUUGUGGCUGGUUGCUGGUCAGAAAACUAAAUGACCAGCAGUCUGAUAUGUUCAAUAAAUUUGACGAAUAAAAAGACUCAGCUAAUCCAAACUGUCAUCUGUCCAUUUUGAAAAGUCAAGUGAUCCUCAAAAUGCAUAGCUUUAUAGAUUUCAAACCCAUGGCUUAAACUGAGCUCAGGGAAUGAAACCAUGAUUUAUAACACCGAGAGACAAAUGUCUGGCUCCAGUUAUAUUGAAAAUUUCAAGCACAUGCAAUGGGAGUCUGUGCAUAUGAUUACAAAGAAAAGAGGAACCUGUUCCAGAGAAGAGUUGGGAGACAGUUUGGGAAGCUUUGCAAAGAAUUUGAAGAUAAAUUGUCACUGUUUGCAAAGAUUGAUGCAGGAAGGUUUAUCAAUAAAAUGUGCCACUUUUGUAAAACAAGUCCAUUUCUUUUUUUUUUGUCAUGACUUGUUGGGAAGUAGCCAUCAUACACUGCAAAAUCCAGCCUAACUUAAAAGUUCAACACAUUGUUUGGACUGGAAAUUGGGUUGUAAUCCAUUUCGCAGCCUUUUGGUUUACUAAGCCAAAUGCUGAAACAUGACCAUAUUAAACUAGGGGGUCCAGGGGCAUGCUCCUGCAGAAAGAUUUAAGGUCUGUCUGAAAUAGCUGAAAGUGCAUUAAAACUUGUAUCCUUCUUAAAUACUGUUUACAUAUUUUUAGUUAUUUUAUUUGAUAGUUAGUAGUUUUUGAAAAUCAGGUUUGCUCUUGAAUUGUGUCAAAACUCUUUACUUGACUUACAGUACAUCCUUGCAGAAUAAAAAUUAGUGAAUAAUUCAAAAUACUGCAUCCAUGCGGAGGCUCCAAAAUAAAGUAGUCUUGACUCAUUAUUCGUGACUAGUCACAGUCAGUUCCCUCUUAACUUUUAAACAUGUUUAACUGAAAUGAAACCUCUGAGACACUCACGCUGGUAUCCUGAAAAAAAUGCACUGAAGGCUCUGCCACAUAGCACUGUUUACAUAGGUUUUGCCCCUUUGGCUUUAUUCUCUAAUUUUUUGUACUUUGCUUACUCUAAGCACCAGCAUUUUAGUCCACCAAUCAAGUGGCUUCUCCGAGGAAACCAAUAAUUAUCAGAAAAAAGGCAAAUGUGCUUGUUGCGGUCAUCAAUAGAAGUCCUCCUCCCACGACCUAUUUCACAUCUGUCUUAUAUUUUAUUACUACCACAUGUGCACAGUUUCUUAUGCCCUUGAAAUGAUUGAGAAGACAUGGGGCAUACCCAGAUGUUGUUUAUUAAGAUACUAACACAAGGGAGUUUGAGCACCAAAUUAAGGCGCAAACCUUGAAGGCUUAGCUCUGAAAUGCUAUUUUCAGCGUUUUUGCCGUAACAUGUCUUGUAACAGAUAGUAAAAUGACCUAGGCAUUUUGAAGGAUAUUUUUUAUUUACACAACGAACAUUGACGUUUUUAAGAAGAGCUUGUCAAUCCAACGGUUGAAAACCAACCCACUUUUACAUUUUUACAAUAUUUCUUUGAUUAGGAUAGUUUAACCUUUUUAACAGGAGGUGGGAGAUAACAUGCAUGUGUAUUCUCGUCGAUUGUAUUGCAUGAGGUGCACGCAGCUAAAGUUGGCUCAGCAUGCACAAGAUCUUGUCAAGUCCUGCCACACUCUGCAGACUGGCCUACAUCAAUGUGUACAUUACGUUUUUAUCAGGCACUCUGUUGCUGCUUAGUUUUAUGACCAUUUUAUUCACUUAUUAGUACAGACAAAUACAGACACCAAUUAGACACGCCAAAGGAUUUGUGUAGGUUCUCACAAUAAAUAUCACUAGCAUAUUCAAAUGCAGCACUGCAACAUGAUCUGGCCUUGACAGUGUAAUAUACGUGUAGUUGAUCACUUUGCUUUGCAGUGUGAUUUUCAGUUUUUGGUUCAGCUAUAGUGCAGACAGACUGAAUAUGAAAUCAAAUGCUGUUGGCUUAUCUUUUUGGGUUCCCACUAGUGUACCCUGUGAGUAGAGUUUCUUUCCAGCAUUGGCUUUUGGCAUUUACAAAGUCAUUCAUGUCAUGAAUUCACUUUUUAAGGGACGUUUUCACUGCUGUCACCGUCCUCUCAUGUUAAGGUCCCUACUGUUUUCUUACCAUAAUUUUUUUCUUCACUUCAAUUUUAAUGUUAAGUAAUAUCGGGAUGGAAUGUUGAAAAAAUCUUCAGUCUUCAACCCUCCAAGUUAAAGUUUUUGCUUGGUGACCAUUUGGCAACCAACUCUUUAGGUUUAGGGAGAAUUUUUUGCAAAUCAAGUCGCAGUUUCAAAAUUUUAGGUGCCAUGGCGACCAAAAUGGUUGCAACUUGGAGGGUUGGUCUUGAAAGAUUCAUGUACUCUGUGCAGUGAAACAUCAGUUCCUUGCUAGUCGGAGAGCAGGAUUCACAUUUGAUCAUUAUUUUGAUCUUUGUGUUGAUGAUGUUUAUUUUUACUCAAUCAGUUGAAUGUCAACUCCUGACUUAAGAACCAUUCAAUUUUGGCUGUCAUUAUGGGCAACAAUAAAGUACUGUCACUCUAAUAAUAUUAUGCUUUCUUUCUAUGUAGCCAUAUAAAUCACCAGAGGGAUUUGCAACUGUAGUAGCAGCAGACAGGAUUUAUUUCCAGGUUUGACUAGUUAUCUUAAUACAUUCAUUAAAAUAAAGUUUUUUAGAUACCUAAUGGCUUCUAUGUGUAAACAUUAUUAAAAUGAGUAGAACAAAAGCAAGCUGAAACGUGAUAGAUACAAACUGUACUGUAUAAGAAAAGUUGUUGCAUAGACUUUGCAAGGCUCUAGUUUGUCUAGGCUAAGACUUUACUGUUAAAAUUCUUGAGCUAGAUAAACAUGUUAAUUUUUAAUUUGAUGAUAAUAAUAAUAUUAUAAUUAUUAUAAUAUUAAUAAUAAUUAUGAUAAUGAUAAAAAUAAUAACGAUAAUAAUUAUAAUAAUAAUUUUGUUAUAUGUGAAAUGUUUGAACCCAGGAGUCAUUUCUUAAGGAGGUUGAGUUUGAUCGUCCGGGUGAACCUAGUCCUGAAUAGGACUGUUGUUGUUGACAGUGACUGACGUCUCGACAACAUGUGCGGUAGUCAUCUUCAGAGUCAAAGUGAGUUGUAUCACGCGAGAGGCACCUCUGAAACUAUUGCACAUAUACUACAACCUUACAAUAUACAUGUUGCUCACAAACCGAUAACCACUUUACGACAACUGCUUACUAAAGUUUAGGAAAAAGACAAACUGGAGGACAGACAGGGAGCAGUAUACAAGGUCAAAUGCUGCAGCUGCCAGGCUUCUUCCGGCAGAAACCUUAGCAUGCAACAGUCCGAACACAAAUGAGCAACGAGAAAUGGUGAUGUCAACAAUCACAUUGCUGAUCAUCAUUUACAGACGAAACAUCUGGGACGAAACAUGACUGAGACUUUGUGACAUGUAUUACGUGCUCUACAGACUACUAUCAAUGACUCACUAUAGAAAGCUGGUUUACUAACUUACAACAAACACCACUGAAUUGUAGUCAACAGUUACCAGCACCGUAAAGACGACGUAUUGACAGAAUCAAGCAAAACUAACAACGGGAGGAUAACUGACAACUGACAAUUUGACUAACAAUAAACAAAUGUUCAACUGUGACAAUACACGGAUCGAAAUGCACCAAUGACAUUACGAGUCUUCAUAACCAAUAAUAUCACUGCUUAACUGACAUUCGACCAAUAACAUCGCAACUAUACUGACCAAUCACGUCAAUAACCAAAGUUUAAUAUUAUCAGCUGACAUGAUACAACUCACUUUGACUCUGAAGAGGACUACUGCACAGGUUGUCGAAACGUCAGGCACUCUCAACAACAACAGUCCUAUUCAGGACUACGUUCACCCUGGAUGAUCAUACUCAACCUACUUAUGAAAUUUUGUUAUAUAUAGCCCUGAUUUUCAUUGGACUAAUAGCACUUUUAUUCACUUUGUCCGUCAUUGCCGUCAUUACAGCUGUAUAUGCAGGACCUCAUGACUAACAGUAACUGGUAGAGCUUUCAACUCAAAAAGUUAUAGUUGCUGAGACUGGCAAAAGCAUCAACACAUUGAACGGAGUUACAGAGGAGCACAGCGCUGACUUGGAGUCUGAUGAAUACAUUACAUACAUAAAUAACACAGACUGUUACUAAUAAUACACUACCACGAAAUUGGAGUCAGUAGUUACUGGCACCUAAGAAACGACUUAGUGAUAAACAAGUCAGCAGAACUACAAGCAAUAGAGUAUAUCCUGAGGUCAGGCCCAAUUUUCUUUUGUGCGGCUCAGCUAAAGUUUGCGAGAAUUUUGUAUACCGAUUAAAACUUGAAGCAAAAAAGAGCCUGUUCCUAAGUUAAUAGAGUAAGACAUCAUUCAGUUUGAAAUUAACAUUAUAGCUGUUAGGAUCUUUGGGGUCAGAUUACAACUAUUGUUCUACUACAGCUCUCAUGUUGUGUCAACCGCUCCAACAUAGUAAUGUUUCCCUCUGGUGUUUGUAAACAGGGUAUUUUGUACCAAGUCGGGGACAUAGUAUCCAUUGAAGAUGUAGAAGGCGAUUUAUACUAUGCUCAGUUAAGAGGAUUCCUUCAAGAUCAGUAUGCGCGUAAAACAGCAGUCAUCACCUGGCUUAUUCCCCUGCUACCUAAACCAUCAUACUUCGAUCCAGCACUCUUUUUACCAGGUAAUUAGUACUACACAUUGCUUUAAUUGAGGGUGGCCAAAUCGCCUGUUUGAGUGGAUCGUGAGUCGUGAGUUUGGGGAGCAAAGGUGGCGCAGUGGUGAGAGGGCUCGCCUCCCACCAAUUUGGCCCGGGUUCAAAUCCCGGCGUCGACGCCAUAUGUGGGUUAAGUUUGUUGUUGGUUCUCUCCCUUGCUCCGAGAGGUUUUUCUCCGCGUACUCCGGUUUUCCCCUCUCCUUAAAAAAAACCAACACUUCCAAAUUCCAAUGCGAUCUGGAACGCACAUUUAAACGAGUUCAUAUGAACUUCUAUGUGCUUCGUGGGUAAACAAGCAAUUUAAAAAAUUAAAAAAAAAAUAAGUGGUGCGUCGUGGUUCGUGCGUCGGGCGUGAGUCUUGCAUCUUGCGUGUUCUAAAAGAUCAUCAAACAGGACGGUAUUUUUUGGUGCACGCUUUUAUUUACCAAGAAUAAAGUGAGAGCAUCCCAUCUCUAAAGUGAGACCAAUCUGAAUAUCAAAAUAGUUUAGUAUCUGUGAAACGUAAGGGUUAUAUUAAUAACGUAGAGAUUUUUUUAUUAUUACUUUUGGAAUGUUUUGAUGCAUCUCGUACAGAUUAUCUAAGUAGUUACUAUUGGUUAAAAAUGAUGCUUACUGCACACGGAAAAUCGGUCACUUUAAAACACGGACUGUGAACUGGGUAUAAAACACAGACUGUGAACUGGGUAUAAAACACGGACUGUGAACUGUGUAUAAAACACAGACUGGAGACCACGGACUGGGUAUAAGAAAUGGACUAGAUAUCAGACAAGUGACACAUCAAGCAUUAACCAAACUUAACGUGUAAAAAAAAUCUUUUUUUACUUUCCAGGGUUGUGGGGGUGGGUGGCAGUGAUUUUUGAGGGGAGGGGGUAACUUUUUAAAGCAGGUUUAACUUUAGGUGUUCAAUUUGACGAAAUGUGAGGGGGGUCAAAUUUUUAUGACACAGGAUUGGCAUUCAAUAUAAAAGUUAAGCCAUAUUGUAAUUAGAGCGAUUUUCGUAAGACCUUGAAAUGAAAACGCGCGAACAAAAUAGAAACAACAAACGAACGAAAAUACAGCGAUUUGAUUGGUUUAUAGAACGGACACAAACGCGCGUGGCUUUUGCUUGGUUAAGCGAACGCUCGGGUGAAAAAACUUUGUGCCCCAGAACUUUCUAGAAAUCAAUCGAUACUUCGCUUUGACGUCAUACUGCAACACGAUUGGCCAAUCAAACAAUGCUUUCUCCAUGUUAGGGUUUUCUUUGGUGGGAAACCGAACCGAAACUGAAGAGUCCAUGUUUUGAUCUUUUCAUCCAUUGGCUGAUAAAACAAAUAACGAACACUUACCGAAACCAUUUUUCAAGGUCAUACGAAAAUCGCUCUAAAGCAAAUUCCGUUUCCUUUUAAUAGCAGAAAAAAUCCCUAAAGCAAUUCCUCGCUGUUGAUGUUCUUGCACUGUUCUCAGAUCUCGCUAGAGCUCUACAAUUCUUUUGCGUCCCUUAUUUUGACCACUAGAGAACAGACGAAUAAUUUCAUUAUUAAGAUGAAGAUGUAACUACUUUCCGGGAACGUAGGAAAUAAUCUGAAUGUAGUAUAAGUUUUGAUACACCACACUUUUCUGAAAACCACCCCCUCCCAAGGAUUGCUACCUUAACAAACGAAGGACCAAGGGUCUUCCCCACCCCUCCUCAACUUUUGCUCUUACCCAACUUACACGUGCAGGACCUAGAACCUACGAGGUUCGAUCUGCAACGCUUGCCCCACAAAGCACGAUCCACUGCAAACGACCCACCACCCACCCACGCACGCCAAUUACACAAACUCUCUGCAGUUCCAAGGUUUUUUUUCUUCUGUUAUUAAAGUGAAACCAUACGGAUUUUUGAACCUUUUUUUUGCAGUCAGUUUAUUAUGACGAUUAUACCGUGCGUUAUCUAAAGUAAGGCGUAUUGAAGACCUUAAGAGUUUUCAACACUUUUCGAUAUGCACUGAGACGGUCAAUGCUUCCUUGGUUUAACUAUGUAAAAUGAAGAACGCUACAUACACUUGUAAGAUGAAUGUCUUUGUUUUAACACGAAUAGGCCUAUUGCGUAUUUCAUUUCAGCUGAAUUUAGCCCCACUUGAGACUCGUGUACAUCUCAAUUCGCAGAAAAUUCCAUUAUGUGAGAAGCCAGAAGAGCGAAGUCAUUUAAACUUGUCACGUUUAGGAAUAUCAGAAUUGUUUCAACGGGAAGCUACAGUUGUACUUCGCGUUGUGUGUUACAUACAAAAUAUUUAAAACGUGUGCCGAUCCGGCAGUUUCAUUUUGUUGGCCCUUCACCGAUGAACUACAGUUCUAGCCAACGCAGCAUACUAAUGAGUCUGCGUGUGCACCGCAUUGUGUGCGUCUGCUCAGGUUCAUAUACGUGCCCGGCCAGACGCGUGUACUUUGGUUCGCUUAGUUCUGACCUUCAGUGUAUAUUUAUUUUUGUUUUAGUGGAUAGAAUCGUUGUCAGUAGAUUUUCUAUCUUUCUCUAUUUUGUCACCUUACUACAGAUUUUCGUAGUUGCGAGUUUGUUUUCUUAUUUGAUUUCUGCAGGACCUGAGGAGGAUACGCCUAGGCCGAUGGAGUGCAUGGAAUUUGUUUGCAGAGCGCCAACAGAACUUUUUAAAUCCAGAAGAGAACAUCCGCCAUUUGUUAUUCCACGACCACCUGACCUUAAUGACUUAACAACAGCAGCAGAAAUGCUUCUUAAGACCGAAGGAACUUCCACAACAAUUUAACAACAGACUGAAAAGCUGGCCUGUACUGUAUCUGCUGCUCUUAGCACAGUUGUCUUAGUCUGCAGAACAGGCGUCGUUAUGUUAAGGGGUUUUUUAGACGAGCGUACGUGUCUCGCGCUUCACGCCCGCUUCGUGCUUCGUUCGCCUGAAAAAGGCGAAACAAACAGCGGCUGUUCUGCGACUGCAGGCUCCAGUUGUGUUGGAAUAAAAUCAUUAGUAAGACC